Messenger RNA from Schizosaccharomyces japonicus yFS275, 474 nucleotides. Its product is annotated as ribonuclease H2 complex subunit. The coding region runs from base 1 to 474 and encodes 157 amino acids. The transcript is spliced from 2 exons. Gene Ontology annotation, cellular component: ribonuclease H2 complex. Gene Ontology annotation, biological process: RNA catabolic process. NCBI's taxonomy places the organism in Eukaryota, Fungi, Ascomycota, Schizosaccharomycetes, Schizosaccharomycetales, Schizosaccharomycetaceae. The record is from RefSeq and is a predicted model, not a curated record.
AUGACUGUAGUAACGGACAAGGCAUCCCGUUUGCUGCUCAAAGUCGAGGCCAAACAGCAAUCCGCUGUGCACGAAAAUGUUGCACACCUUCUUCCAUGCCACAUUGAUUUCGACGGACAAGCGCCCGUAAAUGAGUACUUUACGGUUGAACAAGAUGAGGCUUGCAAAGAAAACGCUGUGGCCUAUCUUCGCGGACGCGAGUUAUGUGGAACAGAACUUGCAUUGCCUCAAGGUUACCAAGGCUACCUGGUGCAGUCAUCCUCAACGAAGCCGGAACCGGAUGCUAUGUCGACGAAGCGAGAACAGGGCUCGGAUGACGAAGAAGAGGAGCUUGUUCCUACAUCACUUGCAGCCUCUCACAUUUUCGAUAAAGUCUUCUACUGGGAGCAAGACCUUCAACCGCAACUGAGCAAAGACAAAUGGUAUCGCGGAAUUCAGGAAUGGACCGUAUUUGCCGAAAAGCUUGCUGACUAA